Funneliformis caledonium is the source of this 3447-nucleotide messenger RNA. Lineage: Eukaryota; Fungi; Glomeromycota; Glomeromycetes; Glomerales; Glomeraceae. The record is from the annotation of a GenBank genome assembly.
AUGAAAAGAAGACCAAGCCAGAGUGGAAGUUCUAGAAGAAAACCUGAACCUACGCUAAGAAACUUGAACAUCUCCAUUUCAUUUAAAACGGAAUCCAAUAAUAUCCUUCUAAGAUUAAAAGAGGAAGGUUAUACCACACCAGAUGCUAAAGCAAAGGAACUUAUAACGAGGUUAAAUGAGACAAAAGUCUUAUACACUCUAAAAUUACUUUUCGAAAACCAACAACAUCAAUUUUCAUCCCAGGUUUUAGUGGAUUCAUUAGAAAAUUUCGCCAAUCCUUUACUAUUUAACCAUCAUUCUAAAGAAAUAAUGACAAGAUUGGAAUUUCACUUACGAGCUUGGGCCGCAGUCUUAGAACAGAUAUGUUUUUCUCAAAUAGUACUUUGUAAGGUACUUCGAGAUAAAAUUUACAAUUCCUUAGCAAAAUUUGCUGAGUUUCAUCGCAAAAAUAUACAAGUUGUUGAAGAAGGAUUUAAUAGCAUUAAACCAAAGUUCAUUCUAUCUAAUCAACAAUAUGAUGAGGUUAAUAAAAGGAUUAAAAAGCAUAACUAUAAUAUUGACUUUUUAUUGAUUCAUUUGCGUGAUACACUACAUAGUCUGCGUGAUGAUGAAACUUGGUUUCAGGAAAUUUUAAGAAGAACUAAGGAGUUGUUGAAGACUGUUCUAAAUAUUGCACCAGGAAUUACAAGUAAUGUAGCACCCGGGGUUGCACUUCCAAAUGAUAACUGUUCAAUCUUAUCAAUGCUUACUCAAUUACGUCAAGGUUUAAGUUUUAAAUAUCCAGUAGCAAAUUAUUAUAUAGAUUGGAGAAUUAUGUUGAUAAUUCAACAUAACAUUUUUAUUUGGUCUGAAAGUGAUGAAAAGAUAAUUGGUAGAAAGUUUGGAGAAAGGAUAUUAAUGGAAUAUCUUUGGAGUUAUUCGGAGAGAGAGUGGAAUAAUGUUGUUGAUAAAUCCAUAUUAGAUUCUCAAACUAAACUUGAUGAAGUAUCAAAUAAACUCAUCAAGAAUUUAAGAAACACAGGAAGCUUUUUAAAUGAUCUCGCUGGAAAUGAACCACUCGCGUUACCGGAUAUGUUAUGGUUUGGAAUAUUGGAUCUCGCACAAAAUCUCAUCCAAAAAUCUAGUCAGCCAACUAUUUAUGGUCUUUGUUAUUAUCUAGCAAUUGAGACACUCAAUAAAGCUCCAAACUCUUUUAUUCAAUUUAAAGCAAUUGAAAUAUUAUUAUAUUUACAAAAUAUCAACGAAUCAUUUUCAAUAAUAAAACUUGAUUUUGACGAAUAUGCUCAAAAAUUAUAUGAAAAUAAUUCAGUAGAUUCUUUAGAAUCAUUUCAAAAUUUAUUAGAAUUUGUUAAAGAAAAAUGUCAUGAAGAUAUCGGAAAAGGAAAAGAAAAAUGUUUUGAUCAGAAUACAUAUUUUAAACAAGUAGAAAUAUUGGAUUCUUUUAAUAUUAUUGAUGUUAUUGCAAAUGAAAUGACUUGUAUUAUUAGUCAUGAGCCAGAAGAUCACCUAUGUAUUUUAAAGUGUCAACAUGUGACUUCUUUAAAUAAUUUAAACAAAUUGAAACAAAAAGAGUGUCCUAUUUGUCGAGAAAAAUUUGAAAAUAGUGAUAUUAGAUUCUUAUUACAAAAUACUAUUUACAAAAAUCUAUAUUCGCGCUUUAUUGAUGCUGGACAUGUUUUACCCCAAAUUGAAUUGAAACAUUCAGAUCGAAUAACUGAUAAUCAACAUGAGGAUGAUUCUGAUAAUUCAGAAGUUGAUCAUAUUUUAAUUAAAAAAAAGAAAUAUAUUAAAGAAUUCAAAUUUAACACAAAUAUAUUACAACCUAAAAAACGACGUCCAGCUUAUCAGAAUGUUAUAAAAGAAUUAACAGAUAAAAAUUAUGACAUAGCUAUAUCAAGCUGUCAAGAAUAUUUAAGAGUGUAUCAUAAAAGUUAUACAAUGAAAUGUAUUUUAGCUUAUGCUUAUAGAUGCAUUAAUAACUAUGAACAAGCGUUAUCAUAUUUAAAUGAUGCUAUCAGGUUGAAGGAGCACAAUCAACUUGCGUAUCUUAUUCGUGGGGAAAUACUUUUCAGACAAGGUUACUAUGAAAAUGCAAUACAGGUAUUAGAAAAAUUAACAAAUAAUAAUAAUAUAUCAAGUAACUUAAUGAUAUUGUUAGGUAAUAGUUAUUAUUCUAUAGCAGAAAAUUUAAUAAAUGAUAAGGAAGAUUAUUACGAUAAUGCUUUAAAAAGUUAUAAUUUAGCAUUACAAAAGGAUUCGAAAAAUUAUUUAUGUUUGAAGUACUGUGCGCAUAUUUAUAAAAUUCAAGGAAGAUAUUUGGAGGCAUUAGAAAUGUUAGAUAAAUUACUGGAAAUAAAUCAACUUGAUUCAUUAAUACUAUGUUAUUAUGGAGAAAUUCUUAAUUAUCUAGAAAAAUAUAAUGAUUCAAUAUCGCAUUUCUCAAGAGCCUAUCACAUUGAUCCUGAGAAUACUCAUAUUUUAAUUAACAAAGCUAUUACUCAUUAUGAACUUCGAGAAUAUGAAAAAGCUCUAUCAGAUCUUAAUGAAUUGAUCCAAUUAGAUUCUUCAAAUAGUCUUGCAUAUUUUUAUAAAGGACUAAUAUACUAUACAUUAGGAAACAAUGAAAAAACUAAAAUUGAAGUGAAACGAUGUAUAUCAUUAUUCAAUUCUGGUGAUCAUUUAGCGAAAUUUCUGUUAUAUUAUUUAAAUGGUUUAUUUGAUAAAUCAUUAAUUGGCGGAAAUAUUUUAAAUGAUUAUUUAACACAAGAAUAUUCAGAUACAAGAUUAUGGUCAUUUUUAUCUGAAUAUUUUGAGAUAAGUGAUAAUGACUUUAUUGAACUUGGAAUCAUUAAUAAUUUUCAUAAACUCGUGUAUAAAGAAAAAUGUGUUUAUUAUACUUCAAAUCUUACAAACUUGUAUAAUGAAUUUCAUCGGUUUAAAAAGAUUGAUACAAAUAGUUUGUCUGGACAAGUGUUAUCUUUCAAUGAUGAAAUAAUUCCUAUUAUUUUGCCUAAACUUGGUAGUACUAGGUUUAUUUCAUGUUACGUUACAUGGAAAAUAAAUGUUGAAAAGUUAUUGUCCAAAGAUUGUUAUGUGGAGUUUAUUGUUAAAACAAUUGAUAUAUAUAGCAGUCGUAUUAGAUGUCAUAAAUUAACAAAUGAGAAUUUAUCAGGACUUGUUGGAUUGGGUUGGAUUGAAUAUUCACUUCCAUUUAAAGUAAAUAAAUGGGUACAACCCUCAAUAAACGUAAAAAAUAAUUCUAUUAUCAUGCAAAUAGAUUAUGUUCGACUUACGACAUAUAUAAAGGAUACUAUUUAUAUUCCUAAAAUAGAAGAUCCCUUACAAAUCUAUAAGUUACACCCAAAUGUUCCAAAAGUAUUUAACGACAAGUAUUUUUCAAAAAUGGAAAUGGAAAAUUUGAUAGAAUUAAAGGAUGUCAUUGGUUAA